Effrenium voratum is the source of this 459-nucleotide messenger RNA. The record is from the annotation of a GenBank genome assembly. NCBI's taxonomy places the organism in Eukaryota, Dinophyceae, Suessiales, Symbiodiniaceae.
AUGGAGCUCUACCGCGCCUGCUAUCGCAGCAAAAUCAAAUGGGACAACAUGCGCUUGCCCCUUCCCGACGAGAUCGAUCGCACAUUGCUCAGGAUCCGUCGGAUCAACCGCAAGGCUGGUGUUACCGGAGCGCUUCUGCUGGUGGAUCAACACGUCAUUCAGGUUCUGGAAGGCCAAACCGGCCAAGUUCUGGACACGGUCUACUGUGUCAUGAACGAUCCGCGCAUGAAUGAUAUCGAAGGCAUCAUCCACGAGCCGGUCGAUUUUCGCCUGUUUCCAAAUUCACUUAUGUUCUUCCGGGAUCUGACUGACGGCAUCGCGGCAUCCAACCAUCCGGUAUUGCGUCCGCUGCUGGAUCACCCGGGCGACGUUACGAGGGACGAGGCCUAUCUGGCCUUCAGCCAUUUUGCGACUGAACUUCAGGCAGGCAGGCUGACGAACGACAUGCUCAUGAUCUGA